UUGGAGGAUUGGCUAGUUACUCUCAAUAGGGAAAGCUACUGGAAAUCUGUGAAAAAGCUUUGAAACAUGACACUCACAACCAGCACAAGGAUUUCCUUAAAUAUGUUGCCAGGUUAGUUUUUAUAUAGUUUUAUAGUAUAGACUUAUAGUUAUAUAGUUGUUUAUAUUAUUUGUAUAUCAUCAACACAGGCUGAUAGUUGGUUUAUUUUAUGACCAGCUGUUAAAUUGCACAGAUUUGACUCCUAUGUGAAAGAAAAGCGAAGUCACAGCCUUUCUCGACGGGGAGGAGGAUUACAGGAAGGUCUCUGAGCCACAACCUAUCACACACACCAGGCUCCGGCGCACUCAAGUCUCUGCUGUGCGCGUUGUGGUUCAGAAGAUGGAAAAUAAAGUAAACGGGAGGAUGAUCACUGUCAGUACUUCGAUUGCUGAUUCCACCGAUACAAGAGUAAGUGACUUCAUUGAAGCUGGGUACAACACCAACGAGGCACCGUCUCUGACUUGCAUGUCUUCCUCCUCCGUGCGUAAUUAUGGCAACACUGGCGCACUGAUCCAGGGCAAUUCAAGCAGCGACGGAGCAGUUUUCAAAGAUUGUAACAUGCUCGAUGGUUCACUUGCUGGAAAACAUUUUUUUGACCGCAGCACUGAAUAUCUGAAGUGUGACAGUGUGCAGUGGGAAGAUUUUGUAAAAGUUCAGAGGACCAAUGUGGCCACAUCCGAAAGUUUGUCAGGCGCAAGUUCAAGCCUCUCCUCUACAACCGGAGCGUGUAAAUUCAUUAAAGAUGAAAAAGAGCCCUCUGUGAUUAUGGACACCCCGUGUCCCAAUUUCGAUCCAUCAACGCAGAUACCUGCUCUUGACACCUGCUGUGACACCGACGGGAAGCAGCAGCUGGGGCUUGGUGGUGAAGGGGAGUCGGCAGGCUUUACGCCAGCCGCGGCGGGUCCUAGACCAGGACUGGAGGGAUCUCCAAGCUUUCUGAUCGACCUGAACCAGUCAGAGCAACUUACUCCGCUGAGCCUGCAGAGGACUGACUCCAGGUGCGGUUUGUCCGGGAAGGCUGUGAUCGACUUUGAUGCCAACGCGCACACAGCAACGCAACUGACAGUGUACAAGAAUGAGGUUCCCCGUUGGCAGACGCGGACGUCUCCGGCUGAGCUUCAGUACUGGUGCCAGUCCGCAGGGAUGACGGAGGACCCUUUUACACACAGCGGCUAUAAUGGGAUCCAGAACCAGGCUUUGUCUCAGCGGAACAUCUCACCUUUCGCAGCAUUCCCCGGUAUGCCACCUCAGAGACUGUGUGUGAUCUGUGGUGAUGAGGCUUCUGGUUGCCACUAUGGAGUCUUAACCUGCGGGAGCUGUAAAGUGUUUUUCAAAAGAGCAGUCGAAGGCCAUCAUAGCUAUCUCUGUGCUGGCCGAAAUGACUGCAUUGUGGACAAAAUCCGAAGGAAAAAUUGCCCUGCGUGUCGCCUCCGAAAGUGCUAUCAAGCAGGAAUGAUGCUUGGAGGCAGGAAACUGAAGCGUUUUGGGGCCUUGAAAGCCUUGGGGUUGGCCCCGUCCCUGAUGUUCCAGUCUCACUUGGCCAUGUCCAGUGACAAUGAAGCCCUGACCUCCAUGUCUUGCAUACCAGGCAUCCGUGAGGUGCAGAUCUCCCAACAUAUCAUCAAUAUCCUGGAAAACAUUGAACCAGAGACCGUGUACUCCGGUUAUGACAGCUCCCAGUCCGAUGUUCCCCAUAUUCUGCUCAACAGUCUCAACAGACUCUGUGAGAAACAGCUGCUGUGGAUUGUCAAGUGGUCCAAGUCUCUGCCAGGAUUUCGGAACCUUCACAUCAAUGAUCAAAUGACCCUCAUCCAGUAUUCAUGGAUGAACCUGAUGGUGUUUUCUCUCGGGUGGCGUUCCUUUCAGAAUGUCACCAGUGAAUAUUUAUACUUUGCACCUGACUUGGUUCUUAGUCAGGAGCAAAUGAGGAGAUCUCCAAUUUACGACCUUUGCCUGGCGAUACAGUUCAUCCCUCAGGAGUUUGCAAAUCUUCAAGUUACACGGGAGGAGUUUCUUUGCAUGAAAGCCAUAAUAUUACUCAACACAGUGCCUCUUGAGGGAGUCAAAAGUCAGGCAGCAUUUGAAGAGAUGAGACAAAACUACAUUCGGGAGCUGACCAGGGCCAUCCACAUAAAGGAGAAAGGAGUGGUGGCCAGCUCCCAGCGAUUCUACCACCUCACCAAACUGAUGGACGCCAUGCAUGAUAUAGUGAAGAAGGUCAACCUGUUCUGUCUGAGCACCUUCAUCCAGGCAGACGCCAUGAGAGUGGAGUUUCCAGAGAUGAUGACAGAGGUCAUUGCCUCCCAGCUUCCCAAAGUCCUGGCAGGAAUGGUGAAGCCCCUCUUGUUCCACACCAAGUGAUAAUGCCAGCACAGACAUCACGACUCUGUGGAGACAUCUUGUGACUGGAUUAUUCACCCCACAAUUACUGGAUUCUUCAUAGCCUUCACUAAUGUAGCCAGUUAUCUAUACUUUGCCAAACUGCCUCUAAUGCUCUUUAGCUAUUUCACUUUAUGUGGUUAAACAGAAUCACAUUCCUUCAAAUGUUUUUAGUAGAGAUAUCUUUAACAUCAUAAAAUCAGAGGAAUCAAUCAAUAAAGCUCCUCUGUAUAAAUAAACCUCAAAUCUGGUGUAGCCACCCUUUCCCCAUCUACAUAUUGUGUACAGAUGGUACUAGACGAUAUAGGUGAUAGUGAUAUUUUCGUGCUGAAGCUGCAAAAAAAGAAAAAGACAAGCAAAAACCAAACAAAAAAAUAUAUAUAUCAUAAAAUAAAAAACAUGAAAUAUUUCUGACCAAACUUUUCUUGUUUGUAAGGUAGAAAUGCAGGAGACACUAAAACUUGCCACUUAAAUUAAUGAAAUUCUGUUAGGGUAGGCAGCACUGAGUCAGAGUGAGACACCGCAUUUAUUCUAGGGAGGAGAAACUGGGAGGAUUACCUUAAAAUAUUUGUAAAAUCCCGUCUGUACACUUAAAUGAAUUACAAGCGCACAUCUCUACCAAGGCUGCACAAUGCUAUAAAUGUGUUAUUUUUAUAAUAAAGCAUAUUUAAAAGAUUUGAUCUUACUCAUGCAAAUGCAGUAGGCCUAGUUCAUGAAAAAAUAGCAAUAUUUAGAAACUCUUACAAAAAGCUGGAUCAGCAUUCAGAUCUGUGCAAACAAUGAAUCAUAGUCUUACUUGUACUGUGGUCUUACUUUAAACCAAUUUUCAUUGAAGUCAGUGAGUUGUCCAGCCGACAGAGACAAAGAAAUGAAUCUAAAAUAAUAGUUCCCCUGUGAAGGUAAUAAAAAUGUGCAAAAAAAAAAAAGUUGAUGUAGCUAAGGAUGGGAAGGAACAUUCAUCAAACUGGAAGACAACUAAAUUAUCUGUCAGACUAAUCCUAGCUUUCAACCAAAAACACAGCAGAGGAUCUAAAACUAGGGAUGCAAGAGACAACUGUAUUAAAACUUCUAACAUCCAAAUCACUUAUAGUACAUUCUGACUCCUGAAAAUGAUUUACACGUUGAAUUUAGAGUUCCUCGUUGGCAGUGAGCGCAAGUUAAAGUUUCUAACUGUGACAAAGAAUUUGGACCACAGGUCUAAUAAAUCACGCUGUUUAUUUAUAUCGACAUGCUAAUACACCGUCAAGACACAGUAGCUGAUUGCAUGGAAACAAGCUUGCCAUAUAAAAAAAAACAAACAACAAAACAGAAUGCCAAAUGUUACAUAUUCAGGAUGUGGAUAUGAUUUCCGUGACAUGCCCCUGCAAAUUCAGACUGUAAGGGAGUAUUAUUCCAGCAUCACUGUUCAAGGCCACCUCACAUUCUCGUAGAUGUAAAUGGAAAAGAACAUCCUGAUCUUGGCAAGUGCACAUUCUCAAAUACCUUCCCAAAUACAUUUUUCAUCCCCCAGAGUAAGAUUUAAUUUUUCAGUUUGUAAUAACUGAAGGGCAAAAAGCUUGUUGAUUAUUUUUUUUUCUUUAAUCUUUUUUUUUUUUUUGGAAAUUGUAUCGCUUCAGUUAACUUUUUCAAUAAUAAUGAACUUUGUAUUUUGAAAUGUUGUGACAGUUAUAGAGAAUACAUGUCUAGUUGUCAUUGCUUGUACACCAGUGUACCAGUGAGUACAGUACCACAACAGGUAUUAAAGGUGAAGGCUUGCCCUCAUAAAAAUAGCAUUCAUGACAUUAUAAAAACACAUUUUUACGUAUGAAAUAUAUUUGAUGUGAUAAUUUAUAAUAAUAAACUGUUACAAGAAGUAAAUAUUUUUGAUUAGCAUUUACAGAAAAAAAACUCAAGAGCAUUGAUGUACAGUACAGUACUGUAAAGCUAACCAGAAAGUGCACUGCAGCAGUGAGCAGGUUCAGUGGAUGAACAAUGAUCACAGGCCAAAAACAUAAAAGUUAAGGUGCAAAUCCAUUAUGCUCUUUCUAUUUGAUUAGAUAAGUAUCUUUAUUUUAAAUCACAGUUUGUUCAGUUACAGUUAUUACAAAAUGUUUAUGAAACUACAGAUUUCCAUUAUCAACUUGAGUGUUAUGCUGACAUAGUGGGAAGUCAAAAGAUAAUAUAUUUCUGAGAAUAAAAUUUGUGAAAUGGGA
Thunnus maccoyii (southern bluefin tuna) is the source of this 4611-nucleotide messenger RNA. It is a transcript of the gene pgr, whose product is annotated as progesterone receptor. The coding region runs from base 380 to 2401 and encodes 673 amino acids. NCBI's taxonomy places the organism in Eukaryota, Metazoa, Chordata, Actinopteri, Scombriformes, Scombridae. The record is from RefSeq and is a predicted model, not a curated record. The transcript has 8 exons. Gene Ontology annotation, molecular function: zinc ion binding; sequence-specific DNA binding; DNA-binding transcription factor activity. Gene Ontology annotation, biological process: regulation of DNA-templated transcription.